This is a messenger RNA of Gracilinanus agilis (Agile Gracile Mouse Opossum), 2820 nucleotides long. It is a transcript of the gene SLC2A1, whose product is annotated as solute carrier family 2 member 1. Gene Ontology annotation, biological process: D-glucose transmembrane transport; response to insulin. Gene Ontology annotation, cellular component: apical plasma membrane; basolateral plasma membrane. The record is from RefSeq and is a predicted model, not a curated record. NCBI's taxonomy places the organism in Eukaryota, Metazoa, Chordata, Mammalia, Didelphimorphia, Didelphidae. Bases 376 to 1851 code for a protein of 491 amino acids. The transcript has 10 exons.
UUCGGCCACACAUUGCCUCUAUAAACCACAGGCUCUGCAUUCCCGGCAAGAGCGAGGGAGUGACGGUACUUGUGAGGCGGACUAAGCUGCCAGGCCCCAGGAGCGCAGCACCGGAGAGAAGAGGGUAAAGGAAAGGAGAAAAGAGAGCUGAGAAAAGAAGAGGAGAAAAGGGCAGAGAGGAAAGAGGAAAAAAAAAAGGAGCGGGGAAAAAAGUAUAGAAAAGAAUAGGGAGAGGAGCAGAGCGCAGGGGAGCGCAGCGCGCCCCAGCUUCCCGCCCUAGAACUCUGGGGACCCAAGCCCGAGCCGGAGCGCAGACAGCAGUGGCAGCCUAGGUAUCUGCGGCGGCGGCGGCGUCGAAAGCGCACUGCCAGAAACAUGGAGUCUGGCGGCAAGCAGGUUACGGCCUGCCUCAUGCUGGCUGUGGGCAGCGCCGUACUGGGUUCCCUACAGUUUGGCUACAACACUGGAGUCAUCAACGCCCCCCAGAAGGUGAUAGAGGAAUUUUACAAUAGGACCUGGCUGUCUCGAUAUGAUGAACCCAUCCCGACCACUACCCUGACCACUUUGUGGUCCCUCUCCGUGGCCAUCUUCUCUGUGGGUGGUAUGAUCGGCUCCUUCUCUGUGGGUCUCUUUGUCAACCGUUUUGGCCGGCGCAACUCCAUGCUCAUGAUGAACAGUCUUGCCUUUCUUGCUUCUGUGCUCAUGGGCUUCUCCAAAAUGGCCCAGUCCUUUGAGAUGCUCAUCUUGGGGCGCUUCAUUAUUGGCUUGUACUGUGGCCUUACCACAGGCUUUGUGCCCAUGUAUGUCGGGGAGGUGUCCCCCACAGCCCUACGUGGAGCUUUGGGCACCCUUCACCAGCUAGGCAUCGUCAUCGGCAUCCUCAUUGCCCAGGUAUUUGGCCUGGACUCCAUCAUGGGUAAUGAAGAACUGUGGCCCCUUCUCUUGGGGUUCAUCUUCAUCCCAUCCGUGAUCCAGUGUGCCCUGCUGCCCUUCUGUCCUGAGAGCCCCCGCUUCCUGCUCAUCAACCGCAAUGAAGAGAAUAAGGCCAAGAGUGUACUGAAGAAACUUCGAGGAACCACCGAUGUGAGUAGUGACCUUCAGGAGAUGAAGGAGGAAAGCCGGCAGAUGAUGCGGGAGAAGAAAGUGACCAUCCUGGAGUUGUUCCGCUCACCCAUGUACCGACAGCCGGUCCUCAUUGCUGUGGUGCUCCAGCUGUCCCAGCAGCUCUCCGGGAUCAAUGCUGUCUUCUAUUACUCCACCAGCAUCUUCGAGAAGUCUGGAGUGGAACAACCAGUCUACGCCACCAUUGGUUCUGGGGUGGUCAACACUGCAUUCACUGUCGUGUCGCUAUUUGUGGUGGAGCGGGCUGGACGGCGAACUUUGCACCUCAUUGGCCUAGCGGGCAUGGCAGGAUGUGCCGUGCUCAUGACGAUCGCUCUGGCCCUCCUGGACCAGCUCCCUUGGAUGUCCUACAUAAGCAUUGUGGCUAUCUUUGGCUUUGUGGCUUUCUUUGAGAUUGGCCCUGGCCCCAUCCCCUGGUUCAUCGUUGCUGAGCUUUUCAGCCAGGGUCCUCGCCCAGCUGCCUUUGCUGUGGCUGGUUUGUCCAAUUGGUCCUCUAACUUUAUUGUUGGAAUGUGCUUCCAGUAUGUGGAGCAACUGUGUGGUCCCUACGUCUUCAUCAUUUUCACUGUGCUGCUCGUCCUCUUCUUCAUCUUCACCUACUUCAAAGUCCCUGAGACAAGAGGCCGGACCUUUGAUGAAAUUGCCUCUGGCUUCCGGCAAGGGGGAGCUAGCCAGAGUGACAAGACACCUGAUGAGUUCCACAGCCUGGGAGCCGACUCCCAAGUGUGAGAAGUGGGGCAGUGAUCAUUUGUCCCUUGGCCACGGGCUUGCCUGCUGGACCUCCUGAGCCCCAGGACUCCCCUCUCCUCCCCAUCCUUCCCUGACCCUCCCCAGUCUCACCAUCAUGGACAAGAACGGGGUUUCUCCCCAGGCCCCCCUGCCCUGGAUCUCCAAGCAGAUAGAGCCAGAGACAUUGGCCAAGGACAAGCUGGGGCUGGAGCUCUGCUUCAGAUUGUGCGCAAGAGGAAAAAGUCAGAGCUGAAUCUUUAGCAAACAUUUUUUUUAAAAAACAAUUUUUUUUAAAAAAUUAAAGUCAACCUGAGUUCCCUGCCCUAGCUGGGCCACUAUGGGACAUGCAGACCAGAGUGUCUGUGGCAGGGGGAGGGGGGGUGGAGAAGGCAUUUACAGACCAUUAUCUUUCCUCUCCACUACACUAAUCUAUAGAGCUGGAUCUACAACCAAGGAAAGACACUAACCCAGCAUGAGUUCCCCAUGCCCCUGCUGCAGCCUCCUUCUAGCCAAACCCUUUCUCCCUCAGUGUGGGAUAUACUUACUCCCUACCCCAAACCCCUAGAAGCGCUGCCCAAGGAGUGACUGGACACGCAGCCUGGGGAGCAGGGAAAUGUUGGGAGGAGAGGGACAACAGGCUUCUGAGGCUAUCAUCUUGCCACCAGCAGCCUCAAGCCCAGGAGCUGGUUGCCAAAUGGAAUCUUGGACAGAGGGUUGACAAAUAGAACCAGUUUUCCAAGAAUGAUGACAGUAAUAUGGUUGAUACUCCCUCAGAAACAUGGCUAUGUUUCUGUGCAGCCUGCUGUGUAUAGAUCAGAAGAUAUUUAUAUAUAUUAUAUAUAUUUUGUUUGUUGUUAAUAGCAGUUAAGUUAUAGCUUAUCUGAUGAACACGACAUGUAAAUACCCUGCACUUGCAGCCUCCAGCAUCUAAACAUGAAAGGUGCACUUAUAUAAAGCCUGAUUUCUACA